CUCCUUACAGUACAGAAGCAUCUUGUUCAGUUUCCAUUCUUUCUGACUUUACUUCCCCACUUCCUCUGCAUUUUCUCAGAAAAUGGCACGCAAUCUGAAGAUUUUCCUCUACAUUGUUCUGAUUCUCUGCCUGGUGGCAAUGACUCUGGCUCAAGAUCAACAGGAUAACCCUAAAAUUGAAACCAAAGGUUGUUAUUUUCCAUUCUGUUGUUGCAACAAGAAUCCUUUUGACUGUCUUAUCCAUUGGUGCUGCUGCAACUAAUGGAGGCUCAACAAACAAUAAUGGUGGACAUUCCAAUGUUCAUGUGCACAGCUCGGUCUGAAUCUAAGCUGUCUCUGACUAUGUGAAGAAGCUUGCUUCUUUUUUUCUUAGUGCAGUCAUUAGAAAAGAUGUGAAAAAGCAAACGAUUGCGAUCCUUGGUGAUCACAGGCAGCAUCAUAAUCUUUCGUGUUAUGAAUUUCCAACUCGGAGGAGGAAUAAAGUGACUGUUUAGUGU
Marchantia polymorpha subsp. ruderalis is the source of this 497-nucleotide messenger RNA. The record is from the annotation of a GenBank genome assembly. NCBI's taxonomy places the organism in Eukaryota, Viridiplantae, Streptophyta, Marchantiopsida, Marchantiales, Marchantiaceae.